AUUGACUCACCCUGUAUACCUAAUAUGGGACAUUCCAAGGGAAUCAGCGAUGCGCAAAAAUAAUGAAAAGAAAAAAAAUUAUGCAGUGCCAGCGCGACCAAAUGGCCCGAAAAUUUGGAAAGAGGAAUUUUGAGUAGCCGGCACUUUCUAUUGCUGGACGUGAGGACCUAUAAGAAGUGGAUGGCGUGUCGUGAAGCAGAGUUUCAUUACUCAUCGGCGUGUGCAGAAUUUCUUCGGCAAAGUAGGUUAGGAGAAAGUCAACUUUUUUUGUCACAAUUUGCCGCUCGUUCAGUGAGGCUCCGGCUGUUGGCUGGUGUGGUGCGAGUGUGUGUGCAUUUUUCCGGGAAAAAUUAUUUCAAGAUGGGUCUGGGAGGAAAGCAGGAACAAGAAUACACCUUCACACUGCCUGAACCUGAGAAGAAGAAAGCCUUAGAAGAACUUAGGGAAGAUGACAACAGUAGAGAACAGUCUUUGGACCAAAUGAGAGAAUGGAUAGCAAAACACCCGAAUAUCAAAAGAUGUAGAACAGAUGCCCCAUUUCUUUUACGUUUCCUGAGAACGAAAAAAUUCAGCGUUCCCCAAUCCUGUGAGAUGCUGGAACGCUAUCUGACCAUUAGACAACUGUACCCCCAGUGGUUCUCCAAACUGGACCCUGAAGACAAGGACUUGGCAGAUAUAAUCGAUUCCGGAUACUUGGUGCCUCUUUUAGAAAGAGAUAAUGGCAGAAAGGUUAUCUUCAGCUGCGUUUCCAACUUUGAUGCUCACCGAUACACCUCUGCUCACAUGAUCAGGGUCCACAGUUUAGUCACAGAAGCCCUGAUGGACGACGAAAUCAAUCAGAUCAAUGGCUACACUUACAUAAAUGAUGAAGGCGGAUUUACGAUGUCCCACAUUUCGCUGUGGUCUUUGACUGACGUCAGGAAUAUCCUCAGGUGUAUCCAGAAUACAACGCCAAUGAGACAUAAGGCCAAUCAUUUCUUGAAUAUCGCUCCAGGUGCUCUGAAACUUAUAGAAUUCGCAGUUUCACUCCUCAAUGAGAAGCUGAAGAGUAGAAUUUUUAUGUACAAAACCGUGGAAGAACUCCACCAGAACGUUGACAAAAAGGCCCUGCCCAAAGAAUACGGCGGUGAGGUAUCCUAUCAAGAAAUGCUGGACCAAUUCAAAGCUUUCCUCAAGGAGAAAAGGGAGGCUAUCCUGGCUCUGGAUGACAUGUACAUAGAAAUAGACGAGAAGAACUGUCCCUUGGUGUCAGAGAUGAAUGAAGAACUUGGUAUGGGUAUCGAGGGAUCCUUCAAAAAACUUACUGUUGAUUAGGACCUUAAUUUCAACUCGAAAUUUAUUGCAGAAUUACGAUUUUUUCCACCUGCGAUAAAUAUUUGUUGGAUUUCUAGCGGAAUGUGAUUUGCCUGAAUAUAUUUAUGUGAUAAACGUUAGAUAUAUGAUAAUCAUGACGAAAAUGAGUUAUUGGAGUCGAUUUUUCCUCACGUACUUCAUUUUGUUUUCGCCAUUUUAUUCUUUACUAGGUUUUUGUUGAAACUUGAAAACUGAUAUUUGUUACUUCACUGUGAGACCUUUUUCCUCGUUUUCUUUAGAUACACGCAUUUCACAUCUCUUUUACUCUUGAAUCCAUGUUUGGUAUGGAAGCAAGAAAAUAUUUAGAUUGGCCCUUACAUACCAAUAUAUCUGUAAUAUAAAUAUACUAUACUUAUAUUAGUGAAGCUGGCGGAGAUUUGGGAACAUAUAUAUCAGUUUCUAGUCAAGAAAGUGAGGAUCUUUUUCCACAAUGAAUGAACCAUUUGUAUAUUUUGGAAAACUCCAAAAGCUUCGUAGUUUUAAUUAGGUAUAUAUUCUGUUAUUGUCCUUGGUGGAGCAAGUUACCUUGUAUAGUUGGGUUUCAGUAUUACUGAUUCCAAACUAUCUAUGUUAUAUACCUACCUAUUUAUAUAGGUAGGUACUUAUAUAAGUGUCCUUUACUUUAUUAUGUCUAAGAUGAAUCUCUAAUAUAACCGAAUUUUGUUGUAGUGCAAUUAAUUGUAAGUAUUGUUGUUGAUGUUGUUUCUUGCACUGUUUUCGUUAGUUUUAUUCUGAUGUUCCACUAUGUUGAGUAAGACAUUAAAGCACU
This is a messenger RNA of Phaedon cochleariae (mustard beetle), 2122 nucleotides long. The record is from the annotation of a GenBank genome assembly. Lineage: Eukaryota; Metazoa; Arthropoda; Insecta; Coleoptera; Chrysomelidae.